GUCAAUGCUGCAGGAAUCCAGGGUCCGCGAUCCGCAAUCUGGGGAAGAUCAUCUGGCAAUGAACCGAGGCUCAAAGGGCCAAAAGGUUGCUUUGGAUAUGUCCCCUCCAAAGUGCUGACAGCUUAUUUACCGGUAAGAGGAUAUCUUGACCUCUUUCUAUUUCACAAUGCCAGAACGUACCGUCUUUUCCACGGUGCUAGACAUUCAUAGGUGAACAACCAUCUAAGUAUACUUCGACGACCGCCGUUACGAUCAUGGCCCAUCUAACACCUUCGUCCUCAACCUCCGGCUUCUUCCAAGCUUUACCGACACUUCCACCACAAUACACCUGGUCCGCCAGCGAGCAAGCCACGGGCAGUCAAUCAGACGACAGAGUCCUUGCCCGAGUCCUCAAUCUAUAUCUCCCCGAUCCACCCACCCCCCAACUAUCUAAACAUUUCCAUGACUUUUCACGACUGGUCCUACACCCAUCAACCCUCCAACACACAGUCAACGCUGAAACGAACCAACCGACCCUCCAUCCUCUCACCACAUUCGGCGAAAUCAACACUACGGACCCUCUACGCACGAGCGAAGGCUGGCGAUCCCUCAAACACAUCCAAACUCAAGCUGGAAUCGUAGGCUAUGGUUAUCCUCAAUACACCCUGCACCAGACUUUCAAUCGACGCAUCCACCAGUUCGCAACUCUCCACCUAUGGCACGGCACUGCCGCCCUGGCAACCUGCCCGAUGGCCAUGACCGAUGGCGCCGCCGUCCUCUUACGCCGACACCUCGACGACCCGGACCAUGACCAACCAGGCCGCAAACAAACCCUCACCGAAUCCUACCGGCGCCUUACCUCCCUCGACUCCUCCUACGCAUGGACAUCAGGCCAAUGGAUGACCGAACGCACAGGCGGCAGCGACGUCAGCAACACCGAGACCACAGCCCGACGUAUGACACCAUCCGAAAUCCAAUCCGACCUCUCCACCGACGCCCACGGUCUGCCCCUCGGCCCCUGGCUAAUCAAUGGCUUCAAAUGGUUCUCAUCCGCCACCGAUGCCGACAUGGCUGUCCUCCUCGCCCAAACAUCCAAAGGUCUAAGUGCCUUUUACGCGCCUUUGCGCCGCCAGACACCUACUUUAAGUGGAAGUGGAAGCCAGAUGAACGGCGUCCGACCCCAACGCCUCAAAUCCAAACUCGGCACAAAAGGUCUUCCCACAGCCGAGCUCGAGAUCAAAAACAUGCGCGCCUUCCUCAUCGGCACCGAAGGCCAAGGCGUCAAAGAGAUCAGCUCCAUCCUCAACAUCACGCGCCUGCACACCGCGAGUGGAGGCGCAGGCUACCUCUCGCGCGGCCUCGCCGUGAGCCGCGCAUACACUCAAGUCCGCGAGGUCCGGGGCGGCCUGUUGGCUGACAACCCACAGCACCUAUCCUGGAUGGCCACCGAAACCGUCAAGUACACCGCCAACACGAACCUCGUCUUCCUAGGUGUUGCGCUCCUCGGCGCAAGCGAACAAGGUGACGCUGCGCGGACACCUGCAUCGUCAAGCAUCAUCCCCAAAGACAAAAAUACAAUUGAUGUCCUUCUGCGAAUAUUGACACCCGUCAUGAAAGCCCAAGUCACGUUGAACAGCGUAUCGGGAUUACAAGCGUGCAUGGAGUCCCUGGGCGGCGUCGGAUACUGCGAGAACAACGAGGACGGCGGCGUCAUGAACAUUGCGCGGCUAUUUCGUGAUGCUGCCGUCGGCCCUAUCUGGGAGGGCACGACGAGCGUGAUGGCCGAGGACGUUCUGAGAGUCAUCAAAAAUCCCAAGGUCAAGACUGACGUGCUCGAUCAGGUCUUUGGGGAGUGGACGCGUGCUGCUCUGCAGGCAGUAAGAUCAGAAUUCCCUGCUGAGGUCACAAUCGUUGAGAAUCGCUAUGCCGCCUUGAAGCAGAUGGUUGGCGGUUUGAAGGCGCAUGAGUUACAUCGUCGCGGAAGGGAAGUUCUCGAGCAUAUCGAGGCCGUGGCCUGUGCGUGCUUGCUCAUGUACGAUGCAUGCUUGGACAAGGACGAAGUCGCCAUGGCUAUUGCGAAGAGGUGGGUGAGGAUGAUCGCCCUGCCUUCCGAUACUGUACAGGGAGGAAGCCUGGGUGCUUGGGAGAAGGAGGUCGAGCUGGAUCGGCGAAUCUUUCUCGGGUCGGAUACUCUGCCUUCGACACGUGCACAGGCAAGACUCUGAAUGUACAAGAUACGGCAGCUGACAGGUUAUGUUCUUAAGGACACAAUUAGUCCAUGGUCAACCUAUUUGGAGGUCGGAUGUCUCUACAGAUGACAUCUUUCAAUCGACUAAGUCGCUCACUCUUCCAACAAAGCCAGCCAGUACGGACGUAUUAGACACUGCAGGUCCUGUCACCGGACCAGGAGCUGUGACA
This is a messenger RNA of Exophiala viscosa, 2397 nucleotides long. Its product is annotated as acyl-CoA dehydrogenase. The record is from RefSeq and is a predicted model, not a curated record. Bases 255 to 2204 code for a protein of 649 amino acids. Gene Ontology annotation, molecular function: acyl-CoA dehydrogenase activity. The transcript has a single exon. NCBI's taxonomy places the organism in Eukaryota, Fungi, Ascomycota, Eurotiomycetes, Chaetothyriales, Herpotrichiellaceae.